Messenger RNA from Lactuca virosa, 1164 nucleotides. The record is from the annotation of a GenBank genome assembly. NCBI's taxonomy places the organism in Eukaryota, Viridiplantae, Streptophyta, Magnoliopsida, Asterales, Asteraceae.
AUGUAUGUAGACCAUUUUGGGAAUAGUAACAUACAGGAAUGGUUGGAUGAACACAAAGACGAGUUUGUUGGUAACGUUGAGGAAGAAGUACUUGAUGGUGCAGGACUGGUUAAGGAAGUUGCACCAGGGCAUCGGGAUGUGGGUGACACAAACGAUGAGGAAGACAAUGGCGACGAUGAUGACGACGAGGAUGAGGAUGUCGAUAGCGAUGAGGAUGACCAUCAGAAGCCUCAUUUUUAUAUAAAGGGUAAUGAGAGUCCUAAGGAAAAGAUGGGCGAGAAAGCAGGUGCAGGUGAGUUUUUCGAAGAAGACAUGGGUGACAAUGAAGAUGUUUAUCCCGAAUUGCCAAACAUUUUCAAUGAUAAGCUCAAUUGGAAGGAGCAGGAACCUGUUUUAGGUAUGAGGCAUUGGCAUGUCAUUUCUUGUGGGGGGAUGAAGUUUGAGGCAAGGAAAAUGGACGAGGCGUUUACUGUGGAUGUUGAAAAAAAGGAAUGCAGCUGCAGGCUAUGGCAACUUAAUGGAUAUGGCUACGUACACUCAGUUGCCACCUUAGCCUACUUAAAUUUGACACCUGAUGGUCCAUAUGUAGAUCCAAUGUACUUGGCUGCAUUAUACCAUAAUACUUACAAACAACCAAUCCAUGGGAUGAAUGGAAAAAAUAUGUGGCCUUCUACUGACUUGAUACCCCCUUUGCCUCCAUUGAAAAGAAGUAUGCCAGGCAGGCCAACCAUAAAGAGAAGAAGAGAUGCUUCUGAACGGAUGGGUAAACAUACCGUCUCCAAGGUAGGGAAGAAAGUUUCUUGUAGCAUAUGCAAGGAGAAAGGACACAACAAGGCUACUUGUAGUAAAGGUGUAGGGACAUCCAAACAAAAUGGAACAAAGAAACAAAAAACUAUACCUAUGCAGGAGUCUGUAAACGUUGACACAGGAGUAGGGGAUGAUGAGGUAAUCGUAGAUGCUACUGAUGCUUUGGAUAGGCCUGGAGAUGAAGAGCGAAUGGUGGGAGUCAAUGGACGGGAUGAAGGGGUGAAUGUCAAUGCUCGAGUUAAGCAUGUUAAACCGCCUAAAAUGCGAAAGAAGUCAGAACGAAUCAUUAAACUGAAGCUUGCAAAAAAUGUGGGAGGUGAAGGUAGCAGUGUUGCAACGGCCAUGGAGUUGGAUUAA